Messenger RNA from Nicotiana attenuata, 675 nucleotides. RefSeq lists its product as uncharacterized. Gene Ontology annotation, biological process: DNA integration. The record is from RefSeq and is a predicted model, not a curated record. Gene Ontology annotation, molecular function: nucleic acid binding. The transcript has a single exon. Bases 1 to 675 code for a protein of 224 amino acids. Lineage: Eukaryota; Viridiplantae; Streptophyta; Magnoliopsida; Solanales; Solanaceae.
AUGAAGGAGGUAUCCGAGCAAUUUAAAAUUGUGCAUCGCUAUUCUACCCCUUACCACCCAAAAGCCAAUGGAGACGUUGAAGUGGAGAACAAGAACAUCAAGAAGAUUCUUAGGAAGAUGAUACAAGGUUCCCGAAAAUGGCAUGAAAAGUUGCCUUUUGCUCUUUUGGGAUACCACACGACUACUCGCACAUCUGUUGUUGCAACUCCUUGUCUGCUGAUAUAUAGAACGGAAGCUGUAAUACCCGCUGAAGUCGAAAUUCCCACUACCCGAAUCAUUAUGGAAUCGCAGAUUAAAGACACUGAGUGGGUCAAGACCCAAUUAGAACAACUUAUGCUGAUUGAUGAAAAGCGGCUAGCAGCAGUGUGUUUUGGCCAGUUAUACCAGCAAAGAAUGGCACGCGCUUACAACAAGAAAGUGCAUCCAAGGUACUUCGGGGUAGGUCAACUCAUUCUGAAACGCAUUCUUCCACACAAAGUAGAAGCUAAAGGAAAGUUCGCCCCAAAUUGGCAAGGACCCUACAUCAUCAAAAAAGUGUUACCAAAAAGGGCCUUGCACUUGGUAGAUGAAGAAGGAUGGGUACCAGACAUGACUAUUAACGCAGAUGCAGUCAAAUUAUGUUUGAUAUAUACCCAUUGUGGAACUUUCACGCAUGAUUUUCUCCGAUCGAGAUAA